This is a messenger RNA of Pristis pectinata (smalltooth sawfish), 6472 nucleotides long. RefSeq names its product katanin-interacting protein. The coding region runs from base 101 to 5203 and encodes 1700 amino acids. The record is from RefSeq and is a predicted model, not a curated record. NCBI's taxonomy places the organism in Eukaryota, Metazoa, Chordata, Chondrichthyes, Rhinopristiformes, Pristidae. The transcript has 28 exons.
AGGUUUAGCUUUUCCCUGGGGUUCCAUUAGCGCAGUAUGCAAUUGAAGCGUUACUUCGAAGAGUGUCAAUAGGCACUGUUCGAGGGGACAUGCAGGCCAAAUGCAAAGAGACAAAGGGAGGUCAGAAGAACGGGGUGAGGUACUUGCUGCAAAUAGAACUGACCAAAAUGCUUCAAUGAACUUUGAUGAAAAACAUGAUCGAUAUCUGAUACUACUUCAAUACAGGAACAGGAUAUUGAAAAGGUUGAAGGCAAAAGGUCCUAAACAAAUCCAACUGGAGCGUUUGGAACAAGGGUUUUCCAUCUAUGUAAAUGGUGCCAACUCUGAAUUAAAACGGCAACCAAGAUUUGAAGCAACUUCAAGAUCAGUGUGGACAGCUGAUUCUGCUUCAAGAUCAACUUUCAAUACUGAAGAGCUACAAGAAUUAGAAGCACUAAAACGUAGAACCCAAACUGCUCCAGACAAAGUUCAGCGAAAAGGUUGGGUGCAGUCUUCGGUCCAUAUUAAAACAGAGAAAGGUCAGCAGCUGCACCUUGGUCCACCUGUGGAAUACUCUAAUGAUUUUGAACCUUAUGAAAGUGUUAAUGUGGAGACACAGGAGAUAUUGUGUAACAGCUCUCAGAAUCUUGCUGAUAAUUCUUCUAGGCACAGAGGCAACUCCUGUGCCUUAUCAGAGUCCUCCUUCAUAAAGCCAUCAAGGACAUCGGAAACCCGCUGUUGUGCUGGCAGUGAAAAAAUACUGCUGAACAUGCAAGAUAUUAAGCUAUUGAGAAGAAGUCUGCAGCAGAAUGAUGAUUUCCAGCUUAAUGAGGAGAAGAUUAUUGGCAGUGAAGACUCCGAUUCACUGGAGGACGAUAUUGUAGAGCAGAUUGAAACUCAAGAGCCAACAGAAAGUUUGAAAGAUAUAGAGCUAAAUAAAGAAUUUUUCCCGAGGGAUCCAGAGGCAAAGCACAGCGGUCUACAUCCUGGAGAUCUGAUUGUGCUUGAUUUUGGGCCUAGUACAAAAAGCAAGCAAAGAGAGAGACUUCUAGCAGUAACAAGAAAAGAUGAUGUUGCAUCCUGCAUUCCUAUGAAACCUCUUCUAGUGAAAAGUAAAUCUUUUGACCGGUCUGCCACUCCUGCUUCCAACCAACAAACAAAUCUAAUUUCAAAGCAAGAGUGCCAUCUCGAGAGGGUACUUUCUGCUGCAAGAAGGAAUACAAGCCACAUGAAGGAUCCAGAAUUAUCUGCUUCUGUUGUCUUCAAAGCAAUGCAGAAAGAAAAUGAAGAUGUGCUUAGAACAAUGGAAAAGCAGAGCACAGUAACAAAAACACCAAUGUGUUGGCAAACACAUUCACCAGACACAGCCAUGAAUGGAAGAUUACAGUGUUCAUCAGUAAAGCAUGAUAUGAUCAAUAGAGCUAUUGAACGAAUCAGUCUCUUGGAACCCAGUCAACAAAAAAAACUUCGAAAAGUAUUGGAGAAAAUUGAGGAUCCCCUGAAUGACAGAUCCAGUAGCAGUGCUUUAAUAGCUAGAAAUUCACUCAAUACUGAGACUUGCCGGAGUGUUGGAGUAUCUGACAGCCUAAUAGGAAAGGAUAUAAUUUAUGUCUCAAUGGAAAUUUUGUCGAACUGGGGCAAUGAUAACAAAGUGGGCUUGACGGAAGUGCAGUUUUUUGACCUAAAACAACAGAAGAUUUUUGUUUCGCCUCAUGAUGUUGACAUCAGAAAUGCAUAUUAUCCUGGAAAUUUGGACUCUUUAGUAAAUGGAAAGACGAAGACCACAAAAGAUCGUCAUAUGUGGACAUGUUCUUUCCACCCACCGGUUCAAUUAUACUUUGUUCUGCGAAACCCGACCAAGUCACAUGACUUUGGUAUUUCUAAGAUCAAGAUUUGGAAUUAUAACAGAAACCUCAAUGAUCUUGAUAUUGGGGCAAAAAGUAUAAGGAUUUAUGUGGACGGUAAUCUGGUACAUGAAGAAGAGCUAGAAAAAGGCUGUGGAAACCAGGUGUUUGACUAUAAUACAACCAUUGAUCUGAGGCCCAGCAAAAGCAGAUUUUGUAUCUCCAAUGGGAGUGAUAUGGAAGAAGAAACUGAUAGUUUGGAGAGAGAACAGUGUGUUCCAUCUUCAGAACAAGCAAGUUCCUCAUUCUUUUUAAAUUCAAUGUUAAGUAAUAUGAGAAAUACUUCUAGUGGGAGUGAUACAGAAGAGCAAACUAAAGAAGUUGGGAAUUCGAAAAGAAACUCUGACUUUUGGUUACCACACCAAGCAAGUUGCUCAUUUUUAAAUUCAAGUUUAGACAGUGAGAAAAACAUGUUAAAUUAUUCAAUUGGCUCACCAAAGAGUAAGGUUUCUGCCUUGGAAGAAGGCAUGACGUUAACAGCUCCUGUUUCACUUGAGGAGUCACUCUUAAGGAUAAAUAUUUCAGAAGCCAGUAAGGAGCUGGAAGAGGUUCAUUGUGUUGAAUCCCUGGACCCAGAAGAUCAGCAGAAAAAGCCAACUGAAAAGAAAACAGCAGAAAUGUCACCAAUUUCAAAAGUGCCACUGUGGUUAAAAUCUCCAGAUGAAGGAAAGUCUCAGCAAAGUAAAUUGAAGAAGCCUUUAUGGCUGACUGAUGAAGUACCUAUAGAUCUAAGAAUUAACAAUUCAAGCAAAAUCAAUGAGGCCAGUAGUAGUUGGCCUGAUCUAUUUGAUCUUACUCAAAGUCACAAAGAUGCCAUUGGUACAACUAAUAAGAUCUUAAGUUGCAAUAGGACAGAAUUACCUGGCCCUCUUGAGAAGGGCAAAAUACAGACUGAUAGAAGUGAUUUGGACUUUCUAGACAACCUUGAGGAAAGGGACUCUUGUAUUCCUUCACUAGAAGAAGAGAGUCCAAGAAAUGACCACCCCAUCAGUGGAAGGAGAAGCUCUUUGAAAAGGCCAAGAAAUACAGAAUUGCUUAAUAUAAAUGACACUGAAGAGCUGCUUCAAACAGAUUACCAGAAGUCUUCAAAAUCUGUGGGGUCCACAAGAGCAAAGUGGCGAAAUGAGCAGGAUGACACCCUCAUGGAAUCGUGGGAUUCUUUAUUAAAGUUCAACAAGUCACAACGAGGUCGUUUAGCGAAUAUGGAUUUUGAGGGAGACAUAUUUGAUGAAUUCUUGCAGGAACAAAGAAUUGGAAGAGAAUCGAGACUUAAAUCCUUGCACCAGGAAUCAGUACAAGAACUCAAAGAGGAGAAACAAGAACAUGCAACUGAUCCUGAAAGAGAUGAUGAUGGAAGUGAUUUUGAAAUUCCAGUUUUACCAUAUGGCAGUCACUUAAUAAUUAAUAUUAUAUCUACUUGGGGUGAUCGACAUUAUGUUGGACUUAAUGGGAUUGAAAUAUUCAGUUCAACUGGAGAACCUGUAAAAAUAGCACAAAUAAAAGCAAAUCCAGCAGAUAUUAACAUUUUGCCUGCUUAUGGGAAAGAUCCUAGGGUAGUUUCAAAUUUGAUUGAUGGUGUAAACAGGACACAAGACGAUAUGCAUCUCUGGCUGGCUCCUUUCACUCCAGAAAGGCCACAUUUCAUCUAUAUUGACUUUGAAAAUUCCUGUCACGUAGCUAUGAUUCGAAUUUGGAAUUACAACAAAUCAAGAAUACAUUCCUUCCGUGGUAUUAAAGAUGUAGAAAUCUUGUUAAAUGGAAAGUUUAUUUUUAAAGGAGAAAUAGCCAAGGCAUCAGGAACACUAAGUGGAGCUUUGGAGCAGUUUGGUGAUACUAUACUGUUUACUACAGACGAUGACAUUCUGGAUGCAAUGUCCCGGUAUGAUGAAACAUUUACAGCUAAUAUUGAUUAUACCCUCCCACUUACACUUGAGGAAGAGCUUAAUAGACCUGGUACUGCAGAUGAUGGAGAUGAGAGGCCAUUCACACAAGCUGGCUUUAGGUCAGAGGAUAAACAGGAGGAGGAAGAAUCAUCCUUACUGUCGGUUGGACCAGCCAGUCAGGUACUUGGUGAAUAUACUGGGAAAACUGUACAGCUAAAUUUCACAGCUACUUGGGGAGAUUCCCACUACCUUGGAUUGACUGGACUGGAAGUUGUAGGCAAAGAUGGGCAAGCACUACCUGUCACAAUGGACAUUUUUGAAGCAAAACCAAGAGAUCUGAAUGAACUGCCAGAAUAUAAUGAAGACAGUAGGACAUUGGACAAGCUGAUUGAUGGGAUUAAUAUCACCACAGAAGAUGAGCAUAUGUGGCUGAUUCCUUUUACCAAUGGGGAGAAUCACAUCCUCACAAUCAAUUUCAAUCAGCAACAACACAUUGUUGGAUUUCGCUUCUGGAACUACAACAAGUCCCCAGAAGAUACAUACAGAGGGGCAAAGAUUGUCCACAUUACCCUUGAUGGAUAUUGUAUUUCACCACCAGAGGGCUUCCUCAUUCGGAAAGGUCCAGGCAAAUGUCAUUUUGACUUUGCUCAGGAAAUUCUCUUCAUAGAUUACCUCCAGAAGAACAAUGAAGCAACACCAAAACAGCAAAUUAGGAAUCAUCCUAGGAAGAUGGAACAGGCUAGUAUGGACUAUGAAUCUCCACUAAUGCCAUGUGGCUUUAUUUUUCAGCUGCAGUUGCUGACUACAUGGGGAGAUCCCUACUACAUUGGUCUUAAUGGACUGGAACUCUAUGAUGAUAAUGGUGAAAAGAUUCUGCUGACAGAGAAUAACAUUGCUGCUUUUCCAGACAGCGUGAAUGUUUUAGAGAAUGUUUCAGGAGAUGUCAGAACUCCAGACAAAUUAAUUGAUGGAGUAAAUGACACAAACGAUGGCAGGCACAUGUGGUUGGCCCCUAUUCUUCCUAAUUUGGUGAAUCAGGUCUACAUAAUCUUUGAUCGCCCCAUGGUUGUAUCAAUGAUUAAGCUCUGGAAUUAUUCAAAAACCCCUCAAAGAGGAGUAAAAGAAUUUGGGCUACUUGUUGAUGAUUUAUUAGUCUAUAAUGGAAUUGUGGAUAUGGUGAGUCAAGUGGCCCGUGGUAUCCUUCCAACCUGUGACCCUGUUAUCCCAUAUCAUACCAUUCUUUUCACCUGUGAUGAGAAGAUUGCACACAAAGAGAGAAAUACAGUCAUAAGCAACCAAGUGGAAGAUCAGGAUGUGAAAAUGACCAAUGAGCACCAAAUUAUUCAUCGAUCCAAGAAGAAGCAAACUGCUGACCCAGCUUUGCGACCAAAUACAUGCAUAACAGACAGGGGAUCAAUUGGGAGAAGAAGAUUCUGAUAAAUAUCUCAGUGUGGUGAAUUGUCUUGAAGUAUUAGUUAUUGCCUUUUUGGUUAGGAUUUGGAUUACGUUCUCCGUGUUAAUGACCGAAACACAGCAAGGAUGACAGAAAAUCUUCAAAGCGGCACCAGGCGGAGCAUACUUAAUAACUGAUUACCUAAUGUUGAGUUUAAAAUUGACAUACAUGAAUCAUUCCUCACUUUUUAAAUAUUACUUUUUGGUUUCUUGAGGGAAAUAAGAAUGCUGUGUCACCCAGUGCUGAGACAUAGUAGUUACAAGUCAAAUAUAGCAUGGCCAAAUGUAGCAUUGAGUAAGCUGUUUACUUAAUGCCAUAACGUGCCUUAACCUUGAGCAGCCUUUACAACAACACCUUUCAUGUGUCCCUCUCACCAAUAAUGUGUGCCAAUUAACCUGUAUCAUUACUUAAUGAUACUGUAACACAGUGACUAUUGAUCUCUCCUCAAAACUUUUAAAAUUUGGUACUGUCAUGACAUCAAUAUACCCAUCCAAAUUUGAUGGUAUUUAUCCACCUGUGUCAAGUAGAUAGAUGUUAAGUUUAAGAAAAUCUUUUACUUGCAAGUCUAAAGAAAUGUUCAACCUCUUGGAAUGUAUUGUCAUCAUUUGAUGAAAAAUUUCAUUCAGAAAUAUAUUUUUAGAAAUAUCUUGGAUUACUUAUCAAGCAUGCUCUAUUCCAAGAUCUAGCACUUGUUAGAUACAGGAAUGUUUUCAUUAAAUAUGUUCCUGCUGUUAGAAUAUCUUAUCAUCAUUCAGGUAGCAUUAUUUGUCUGGCAUCAACACUAAAUGGCCUUUAAGCAUCUGCUUGCUGAAACAGUGAAAGUUCCCGUGUAUGAAUGUGUUAAUAGUUUAAUAAUACAGCAAUUCGAUAGGUAACAAAAAUGGAAGGUGUAUAAUUUUACAUGUAUUUAUUAGGAAUUCUGUCCAAAUGGCUUCAUCUCAUAUUGAGAACUCUGGUCUGUUACCAUCUCACUACAAAAGAUAUGUAUUCUAAAGUAUCAACAAAAGCUAGAUUCCAUUACACAUAACUGAUGCUUUUGUCUUUUGAACCCUGACAAUGUUCAUAGCAAUUUAAAAGAUGCAUUAUACUAGUUUUCUAGUCAGACCUACAUCAGCCUUCAUGUGCUCUUUCAUUUUUAAUGUAAUAAUUGUACAUAUGUUUUAAUUAUGUAAAGAAAAUGUAUACUAAUUAAAAAAUCUAAUUUUAAAAUUCAAUGAAGUUUAUAAUAUAGUUUUGCAGUUUUAAAUAAAAAA